Fusarium tjaetaba is the source of this 846-nucleotide messenger RNA. RefSeq lists its product as uncharacterized. Lineage: Eukaryota; Fungi; Ascomycota; Sordariomycetes; Hypocreales; Nectriaceae. The coding region runs from base 1 to 846 and encodes 281 amino acids. The transcript has a single exon. The record is from RefSeq and is a predicted model, not a curated record.
AUGAAUAAAGUCGCCUCUGCAUUUCAGGAACCGACUUCUGAGGAAUCCAACGACUCAAGCCUUCUUACGGAACACCACAAGCUUCUUGAGCUGACGAAGUUUGACGCCAAGCUUACAUUCUCGGAAAUGGACCGCGACGAGGCUUUCAAAUACCCCUGGAUGACAACCAGCAACUGCGAGGAGCGCUUCAAGACGCUGGAACUCUCUAUUCAGUAUUUCGCUGACCACGUCAUUGAUGCUGGACCUAGCAUGCGCGCCUGCAUCGCACCGUUCACAAAGCUUGUUGUGAUGUUCAAGGGCAUUGUGAUGGAAUACCUCAAGCUUCGACACCGUCGUAUUGUCAUGCAACUUGAUCCGGCUGUCAAACUCAAGGCAGAUGAUCCAGAUACGCAGCACUUGGACAAGGAAGAGGUGCUGAGCUAUGUAUGCCGUCCGUUCUCGAUGCAGUUCAUUGCCGAUUGUCUUUACCGAUACUACCAAAAGACCCUCCAGCGCGAAGCUGUUUCCAUCAAGCUCUCUUGGGACGGUAACAAAGGGGAUUGGGCCGCAAAGCGAGAGCAAUGGUCUCACGCGUUGGUGCCGGAAUGGGAGAGUGGUGCUAUUCAGAUCAUCAUGAUUGAACCCAAGAACCUGAUCAACUCCCAUUUGAAUGUGAACCAGCUGUACGACGAGGAGCGUGACCUUCCUGCUCAUCCUCUUCUCCAGUGGUGUAAGCUUGAUUUAAUCGAUCGUGAAGAGGGUGUUUUGCACUGGAGUCUUGGAGGUGUUGUUGCUUGGAGAUUCUAUGGGGAGGAUGAAUGGAUGGAUCGCUUUGGUCAUAUCAUUGAUGAAUGUGAGUACCGAUGA